Messenger RNA from Haliotis rubra (blacklip abalone), 1937 nucleotides. RefSeq names its product cystathionine beta-synthase-like. Gene Ontology annotation, molecular function: cystathionine beta-synthase activity; cysteine synthase activity. NCBI's taxonomy places the organism in Eukaryota, Metazoa, Mollusca, Gastropoda, Lepetellida, Haliotidae. Gene Ontology annotation, cellular component: cytoplasm. The transcript is spliced from 13 exons. The record is from RefSeq and is a predicted model, not a curated record. Bases 101 to 1276 code for a protein of 391 amino acids.
AUCCGGGCACUACAGAUAGUGAGAUUGUGUAUAAAUACGCCGACAGCGCGUGAUAAGGCAGAUCAUUCCUCGGAUCACUGACGGAACAUACAUCGUAAACAUGCAGAACGGAAGUCAAAACGGCGCACAAAAUGGCUGCCCUAUAAUCAAAACUGGCGAAGAGUUCAACCCCUACAGGAACUGGAGACGCCCAGACCUGCCCAGUCGGUGCACAUACGGCAGAUCGAAGGACAGCCCCCACUCCAAUAAGUCAUGUCCCAAACCUGUUCGGCCGAAGAUUCUCAAUAGCGUGUUGGAGAACAUUGCCGGCACCCCCAUGAUCAGAAUCAACAACAUCGGCAAGAGCGAGGGACUUAAAUGUGAAAUACUUGCCAAGUGUGAGUUUUUUCAGCCUGGCGGAAGUCUGAAGGACAGGAUCGCACUGCGCAUGAUCGAAGAUGCUGAGGAGAGGGGAUUGAUUAAACCAGGGGCGACAAUCAUUGAACCAUCGUCCGGAAACACGGGUAUCGGCGUUGCCAUGGUGUGCGCUGUCAAAGGUUACCGGUGUAUCAUUGUCAUGCCUCAGCGCAUGAGUCUGGAGAAGGUAGCGACGAUGAAAGCCCUGGGCGCCGAAAUCUACCGGACUGCUAACGGCAUACCGUUUGACCAACCAGAGUCCCACGUGGGCGUGGCCAGACGGCUCAUGGAGGAAAUCCCUAACUCAUUCCUCCUUGACCAGUAUCGCAACGCCAGCAACCCACUGGCUCACUACGACGGGACGGCCGAAGAGAUCUUAGAUGCAUGUGAUAAUAAGCUGGACAUGGUGGUCAUUGGGACCGGCACGGGAGGCACUCUCACGGGCGUGGCCAGGAAGAUUAAAGAGCGUUGCCCAAACUGUAAGAUAGUAGCGGUGGAUCCCGAGGGUUCGUUGAUAGCUGAACCAGCUGAGUUGAACCAGAAGGGAAAGAAGUUUGAGGUUGAAGGGAUCGGGAAGGAUUUCGUCCCAACAGCAUGUGACAGACAGUUUGUAGAUAAGUGGUACAAGGCGGCAGACAAGGAGUCAUUCCAGAUGGCUCGUAGGAUCGUCAGAGAAGAAGGACUUCUUGUAGGCGGGAGCAGUGGCACAGCUCUACACUACGGCAUCCAAGCAAUGAAGGACUUCGGUUUGAAGGAAGGGCAGAGAUGUGUCGUCAUCUUCGUCGACUCCAUCAGGAACUACAUGACGCGCUUUCUCAAUGAUGAUUGGAUGGCGGAGAGGGGCUACCUGGAGGAUGAAGAGGAAGAACCCAGCAAGUAGACAGGCAAUGGAAGAUUAGAUCGGCUUUUAUCAGUACUAUUGUGACGUCAAUUGCAAGAGAUACACACAUGACGUCAUCCGACGUCUCUACGGGGAAAUGACGUCACAAAAGACUGGUGGAAGCCAACCCGGUGUAUAUAAUGUAUAGGUGACAUCAUUUCCCACACAAGUGCGUGCUCAUGUUGUUCAAAGUUCAACUCCAUACAUGUUAAUAUUACAACAAGCUCCACGUCCCACUAAAUCGCAUGUAUUGGCACCACCUAGCGGCAAUGCCAUGAAACACUGCACGCCACGUGACAGUAACAAAAUGGCCACCACUGUCAGACAUGCAAAUAACAUAGGCUCUGUGUAUAUUGAGAGGUUUCUUUUUAUUGUCAGUAUUUCAAUAGAAACUCAAGUAUUUAGAAGGAAUGUUUAUAACUGAUGGUGUUGUAUUGCCCAGUGAUUGUUUCGAGCAUUAAUACAGCAAUGUCGAUUUAUUAACAGUCCAGAGCAAAGGUUACAUAGAGUAGGGUAGUAUAGCUUGUUUGUUGAGUCCAAUACAUAGAUAUCUGAAGCACAAAAAUAUGACCUGUGGAAAUGCAUGUUUUGAAUUUUGAAUGUGUACAUUUUGUAGAAAAUUUGUGAGUCAAAUCAGUCUGAAAAUAAAAUAUUUAAUUCA